GCACUACGGGGAAAGGGGCGGAUGAGCAACCGAGGAGAGCCGAGGCUCGACGUACAUGUACGAAGCCGCGAGCUUCGAGCGCCGCGACAGCAACUUUGCAGUGCCGCCGCUACUCCGGUACCGCGUUUAGGUUGCCUCGACGACGACGACGACGACGACGACCACGACGACGACGCGACACAAAAAACCGCACGUACUUACACCAGCAAUUUAUAUUUUUUUCUAACUCUCAGAAGUUCACGUGGUGUUUCAUGGUCGCGAGUGAGCGAUUUCCCGGCGAUUCGCUUGGUGAUACUAUCAUAAGGAAUAAGUAAAUAAAUAAAACGAGAGGGAAAGCAAGAAAGGGAGAGCGUGCACGAAUAAGGGGUUGCUUAGUAAUUUGCGGUGCGCCGGGAAUUACCGAAUUUGGGAUUUCAUCCAGAAACACGUUUGUGUACACACACGUUCACGCACUCGCGUACACGCGAAAUCACUUACACGCAUGCACAUACACACGUACAGGAACGGGUACGCGCGCAUUCAUACGUAAGCACACUCAAGCGCAGGCAAAUAUGUGAUGUUGGGUCGCCAGUGGGCGCGUGAUAUACAGUGAAAGAGCGUGAGAGAGGGAGAGAGAGAGAGGGAGAGAGAGAAAACGAUCGCGCGCGGAAUACGGAAUACGGCGGACCGCUCGUUCGUUAGUUCGGUUCUCUUGUGAGCCGCGCGUGACAGCUCCAGACGCGGCCGAUAUUGUUGUCGGGUGUGCUGCUGUUGUUCCUCUGUGCCGCUUGUCUGGUCUAUCGGAUAUUUUAAAGGAAAGCGAAGGAGUCACAUCGAGAGCAUCGCUGCUUCUUCAUCUCGACGGUGGAUUGUGGCUGUACGAGGAAGAACCAUCGCGGUGGUGCAACAGAUUUGUUUUGGUGAUGAGCGGAAUCUUUUGGAAGAAAAAAUAGUUAGUGGCCAAAAGAAAGUGUCGAUGAGCUGUAAAUCGACGGUCAGUGUUGCUGGAUCUCGUCGCCAAGAUGAGACUGAAAUCGGCCCGGAGCUCGGACCAGAGCUCCUCCUAACUCGCAGUCUUGCCAAGGUUCAAAGCCACCCUGAAUACUCCUUGUGAGAACAAGAGAGGGCAAUCGUCAAGUGAAACAGAGUGAGAGACAUUGUUUCAGUGUUAGAUAUAGAUAUAUACCUUAUUCUCGCUCAGAUGUAGUUGUAGCUGUAGCUAGCAGUGUUGACAUCCUUAGUCUUCGAGGAGGUUUUCCUCUAUCGAGGCAGAGGGCAAAGGAGGAGGAUGUGUUUUUCAUCGGCUAAAGCAGGAAUGACGCAUCUCUUGCCUGGCUGAUUAUUGGAAUUCGACAUAGUAUUGAGUGCUUCAUUGAGCGUCAACGAGGAACUGCACCUAUGUUUUGACUUUGAGCCUGAACUUAGAGAUAAAAGGCUUCAUAGGCGCUGCUAGUUGGUUAGCCAGUAGUGUGAUUGUUUCAACCAUUUUACAAUAAGAAGAGCAGACUCGAGCAGAAUGCAGGUAGCAACAUUGUUCAGGGAGAGUGCCAAUUUGCUGGGCGCAUCCAGCAUGGAUACUCCACAAACUCAUCAUCAGAUGCAGCAACAGCAGCAGAUGCAACAGCAACAAUCUACCGAUAGUAUUUUCAACCAUCACAUGCAACACCAUUAUAAAAUGUCUUAUCCAUCGCCAGUGACAAAUGGGGUUCCAAAUGGUGCAACAAUGAACUGCUCAGGCGUGCUGGUGAAACAGGAGGCGAGGGACGACGGCUACGAGACCAGUCCCGACCUCGAGAUGAGAAGCACCGGCGGUGACAGCAGCCAACAGUACCACACACCGCUAACGCCACACACUCCUCACACGCCUCACACUCCUCACACGCCGCUGACGCCGAUAUCGGCUACGCAACACCAGCCUCAGCAACCGGGUUCCUCUGCCGCAACCCUUGGUCAGGUCUCGAUAAAGUGCGAGACGCCGGUGGAUCCUUAUUCGUUCGUCGACGAGGAGCUGACGAUGAGCGGCAUUAGAACGGCUAGUAGCCCUGGUGACAACCCGGAUGGCAUGACUUGUGGUGGCGCCCAACCGGGCCUCGUCACGCCUACCUCCACGCCACCCAACUCUAUGUGUUCGGUCCAGCAACAACAGCAACAGCAGCAACAGCACCAAAUGAAUCUGCAGAUGAUGAAUGGCGCUGUUAAUGCUCAGCUGGUGCAUCAACCGAAGAAACGCGGCAGAAAGAAGAAAUGCGAGAUGAUCCUUACGCCAGAGGAAGCCGAGCUGGCAGAGGCUAAGAAGCGAGCCAAGACAUACAAAGAGAGGAAGAAGCACGACAGGUUCGACGGAAUGCCGGAAGAGGAAGUCAGCAAGCGCGUACUUCCGGAUCACCUCACCGACGACCUCGACAUCAUCAUCAUUGGUAUCAAUCCUGGAUUAUUUGCAGCUUACAAAGGACACCACUACGCCGGACCUGGCAAUCACUUUUGGAAGUGUUUACACCUGAGCGGACUGACGCCUGAACCGAUGACAGCCGACGAUGACUACAAACUCUUACGUCUCGGAAUCGGUUUCACGAACAUGGUGGCGCGAGCCACUAAAGGCAGCGCUGACCUCACGCGAAAGGAGAUCAAAGAAGGAAGCCACAUACUUCUAGAAAAGUUACGAAAAUAUAAGCCUAAAAUAGCAGUUUUUAACGGAAAACUAAUUUACGAGGUAUUUUCUGGUAAGAAAGAAUUUGGAUUCGGAAGGCAACCUAAUCUUGUCGAAGGCACAAACACAUACAUGUGGGUAAUGCCGUCGAGCAGCGCGCGCUGCGCUCAAUUGCCGCGCGCUGCUGACAAAGUCCCGUACUACGCGGCUCUCAAGAAGUUCCGCGACUAUCUCAACGGUACCAUCUCACACCUCGACGAGUCGGAUAUCGUUUUCGCGGACUCGAAGCUGAAAAAACGGGAGCUCGAUGCCCUCGAGGACAAGAAGCCCAUAUUUGCGGACGAUCUGCUAGACGGUGAUGGCCGAUACAGCGAUGGUAUGCUGAUAAAGCAGGAGCCUGGUUUAAUACCGGGUAAGAAGAAACGGGGUCGCCCAAAAAAAAUAAAAAACCCCGAGGAAGCGCCGCCGCCCGAUCCGGAAAAAAUCGACGCCAACGGUGAGGUGAUAAAGAAACGCCGGGGACGCCCAAAAAAGAUCCACCAACAACAAAAACAAGCUGAACGGGAGGCCAAGGAGCGAGAGCAUCAUCAUCACCACCAUCAUCACCAUCACCACCAACAGCAGCAGCAGCAGCAUCACCAGCAGCACCCCCAUCAUCACCAGCAGCAGCAACAGCAGCAGCAACAACAUCAGCAACACCAUCCGCAUCAGCAGAUGCCACAUAUGGGCGAUGGCUACGGGAACGUGCCCAAUUGUUUUUCACCACCGAUGAUGUCGCCGCCCAAGCCCUUUUCACACAUGGCACCCUAUCCCCAACCGAUGAAUGACCCGAGCUACUAUGGCCAGGCCAUAUCCGACAGUCCAUAUAACGUCGGCACCACCAAGCAAAGCCCCGUUCAUCUGCAGCAUUACAGUCAGAGUCCCAAGUCCAUGUCGCUCUCCUUCACCCAUUCGGAUCUCUCUUCCGAGAUAAACACCGCCAUUUCGUCAGAAAACAACUUGGGCGAACCCUCGCCCCUAACCUCGCCCAGCGGUAUUGAGCACCCGGAUUUUGACGGCACGUCAUCCGGUAUGGCGCCACAACCGCCCCAGAGUUACAACCCCACGGCCGACCACGGUAGUCCCGGAGGUACGCCCUCCCACGCCGGCUACGGCAGUUACAUGGCUUAUCACGAGCAGGAGCAACAGCACCCACAUCAAGGCGCUCCGACACCCAUGAGUCAGACAACGGAUGAACAUUCGCAUCAUUCGCAUCCAACGCCGCCCCACAAUCACCAGCACACACCGACUCACUCUAUGUCGCCUCAUCCGCACGAGCAGUACGGUAUGAAGCGAUCUAGCGGUCAGGACGUGGCCUCCAAAAGCCUCAGCGACCUCGAGUCCCUAGUCGACCAAAUCCCCAGCAUAGCCGAGAGUGGGGGUCAACGACUGCAGCAGCAGCAGCAACAACAGCAACAGCAGCAACAGCAGCACGGACACCCUGGUAUGUCAGAGGACGGCCUCGGCGACAAGCUCGACGCCGGUCACCAGUCGUAUCUGUCGGGUUACGGGGCCGGGCCGGGCUCGGGGCCCGGGGGUCCCAACCCCAACUACAGUCCGCCUCUCACGGGUGCCCAACCGGGCGGCAUGUACGCCGACGGUUAUGGGACAAAUCCCGGCUACGGGAUGCCCGGACGGCAGCAGGAGGCCCAGCACAGCAAGUCUUACACGGUUGAGAACCUCGCUUCGAGCAACGGGUAUGCGUCCGGGGCAGGGAUGAGCCACCACGGCGGUUAUCCCAACGUGAUCCCGGGGCCGCACUACCCGGUGCCGAUGUCAGCGGCAGCGGCCGCAGCCGCCGCCGCCGCAGCCGCCGCCGCCGCUGCCGCCGGGGCCGGCCCCGCCAACGGCUACAUCUUCGGCGGCCUCGAAUCUAGUCUCAUGCAGCGCUCCUACACGGGCAUGACGUCCCACCACCAUCCGUCCCUCCACGGCCACCACCCCAUGACCAACCCCUAUCCCUACAACAACUCGUACUCGAGCUCCUUCGACGCCUACUCGGCGCCCUCGCCCUCGGCCGGAGGCGGCAUGCACGGCGGUGCCCAGGCCGGCUACCAGGCAUACAGUGCCGGAAGUCCCGGCACCUCCUCCACGCCGCCGUCCUAUUUGCAGCAGAGCGGCGGCAGCAGGCCGCCCGUUGACCUCGCCUACGAUGGUGUAUGAUAGUCACUUUAAGUGGGCUUCGGCGACAGUGGCACGAGAGCGGCACCGGCGUUGAAGGUCUGCGCGUGCGCGGUGUGCCAGUGCCCGGGAAGGGGCGAUCAGAGCCCGGAUAGCUCCUCGCUAGCCCGAGUUCUUUAGAAAAGAGCGCCUGGGCCGAUAAGGGCAGGCCGACGCAAGUAGCCGAUAAGAGAGAUCCUCUACUGCGACUGGGGGGGGGGGGGAUCGAGG
This is a messenger RNA of Ceratosolen solmsi marchali, 5056 nucleotides long. RefSeq names its product Thymine DNA glycosylase (gene Tdg). Gene Ontology annotation, cellular component: nucleus. The coding region runs from base 1496 to 4828 and encodes 1110 amino acids. The transcript is spliced from 11 exons. Gene Ontology annotation, molecular function: DNA binding; pyrimidine-specific mismatch base pair DNA N-glycosylase activity; uracil DNA N-glycosylase activity. The record is from RefSeq and is a predicted model, not a curated record. NCBI's taxonomy places the organism in Eukaryota, Metazoa, Arthropoda, Insecta, Hymenoptera, Agaonidae. Gene Ontology annotation, biological process: base-excision repair, AP site formation.